Messenger RNA from Malurus melanocephalus (red-backed fairy wren), 2818 nucleotides. It is a transcript of the gene VWA1, whose product is annotated as von Willebrand factor A domain containing 1. Lineage: Eukaryota; Metazoa; Chordata; Aves; Passeriformes; Maluridae. The transcript is spliced from 6 exons. Gene Ontology annotation, molecular function: protein binding. The record is from RefSeq and is a predicted model, not a curated record. The coding region runs from base 339 to 1829 and encodes 496 amino acids.
UCUCCUCCGGCUAUUCCUGUCAGGAUGGAUUUACGGCUUUAAAAGGACUCGGGAGAGGGGGAGGAAGGAGAAGGAAAAGAUCUCCGGGAGCCAGAGCUCGCAGCGCAGCCCGGCGAAACGCGCGGCGAGGAAGGAGAAGGAAAAUCGCCUCCAGGAGCCGGAGCUCGCAGCGCUGCCCGGAGAAACGCGCGGCGAGGAGCGGCCGGAGAUCCCGAGGAUGGCARAGGGAUCACCCCGUGAUCGGGGGCAGCCGGGCUGUGAGUGAUCCCGAGUUUCCGUCCUCAUUCGCAGAGCCCGGCUGGGGUUUGGGGAAUCUCGCUCCAGGACCAGGCUUUGCCAUGUUGGCCAAGGCGCUGCUUUCCCUCGGGCUGUGGCUGCGCUUCGCGGCGGGACAGGACGCACCUGAGCCAGGUCCCAUCUCCAACAGCGAGGGCGACCUCCUGUUCCUGCUGGACAGCUCUGCCAGUGUCUCCCACUAUGAAUUCUCCAGGGUCAAGGACUUUGUGUGGGACCUUUUGCAGCCUUUCACCUUUGGCCCCAGGGACGUCCAGACCAGCAUCAUCCACAUCAGCACCACUCCUACCAUGGAGUUCCCAUUUAACCAGUAUCUCACCAGCAGCACCCUGAGAAAAGCCAUUGGGGCCACACAGCAGUUGAUGGGUGACACCAACACCGGCAAAGCGCUGAGCUACGCCAAGGAAAAACUCUUCAGCCGGGAGGCUGGAGCCCGGCCAGACGUCCCCAAGGUGCUGGUGUGGGUGACAGAUGGAUUCUCCAGUGAUGACAUCUCAGAGCCCACACGGCUGCUGAAGGACAUGGGGGUGACGGUGUUCAUCGUCAGCACCGGCCGCGGGAACUUCAUGGAGCUGUCGGCCGCCGCCAGCCAGCCCUCGGAAAAACACCUGCACUUUGUGGACGUGGAUGACCUGCCCAUCAUCAGCCAGGAGCUGCGGGAUGGCAUCCUGGAUGUCAUCCGAGCCAACCGGCUCCAUGCCACAGAUGUCACCUCCAGCAGCUUCCGCCUGAUGUGGCCCAAACUCCUAUCCCAGGACAGUGGCUACUACACCCUGGAAUACACCCCAGCGGCUGAUGUGGCAAGGAAGAGGACCCAGCAGGUGUCUGGGGCUGUCACCAGCCUCGUGCUGAGCGAUCUCGAGCCAGAAACCACUUAUGARGUGGCCCUGAUCCCUGAAUCCAACGUGCACUACUUCCCACCCCAGACCACGAGGGUCACCACGCUGGCAGAGGAAAUCAGCCCAGUGCAGGUGCUCAUCUCCGAGUCUGGCCCACGCAGCUUCCACGUGAGCUGGGCUCCCCUGCUGGACAGCGUCCUCAGCUACCGGGUGCUGUACGGGCCUCUGCCGGGGAACGCGGUGACGGAGCUCCAGCUGGACGGGAGCCACAACAGCACCGUGGUGGAGCAGCUGGCACCCAACACCACCUACCUGGUGACAGUGACGGCCAUUUAUAAAUCUGGCAAGGAGAAAUCGCUGUCAGCCAAAGCCUGCACCCAGGAAGAGGGCUCCCGAGUGAGGCACCUCCGCUUYGAGGACGCGGGUCCCAACAGCCUGAGAGCGUCCUGGGACUCAGCCGACGGGGCGGUGCUGGGUUACCGGGUGCGGUGCCGGCGGCAGAGCGGCCUCUCCUCGGUGCUCAGCGUGUCCCCGGAGGUGCGCAGCGUUCUGCUGACCGAGCUGCCCUCGGGCACCACCAGCACCGUGUGUGUCAAGCCCGUGUACAGCGAGCAGCCCGGCAAGAGGCUCUGCCGCACGGUGCGCAGGCAGCCAGCCACAGAGGCCCAGGGAUACAAGCACAGACAGAGAGCGUGACAGAGCACAGCGAGCGGAUUCCCAGCACUGCAAGGGAUCUUCUUGGACACGGACUUGGACAAAAAGGAGGAGCCAGGGGAGGAAAUCCCUCAUCUCCCAGCCUGUGCUGUCCCCUGAGGUGUCCUGCUUGUCCAGCCCACAGCCUGUCCUCAGCYGAGCUCUCCCAAAGCUGAAAGGUUUGGCUUGGCUGGCUGCAACAACCAAUCUGACCUAAAAGAUGCCAAAUCUGUGCCCAUUUUAUCUAAAGAUGCCUGGCAAAUAACAAACAGAAGGCAGAGGGGUGAAUCCUCACUGUUGCUUGCUUGCUGCCUGUUCUCUAUUUAUGAAAGGUCGAUACAGUUUUGUUUUUGCAGCUCAUGAGCACGUUCAGGACUUUCAUCCGGGUUGCUCAGAGAAAGAUUCCACGUGGCCAAAUCCAUUCCUGCUGCCAACAGCUGCUGAAUCUGCAGUGUGAGGGAGCAGGGAGUUAAAAAAUCCUGGGAAUGUGCUUCCCCUGCAGGGCUCUCAGCCCUCAGCUGAGCUCAAGGAGCAGCAGAGUCCAGAAAAUUCAGACAGCAAGACCACCUAAAGCACUUAUUUUUAUUUCUAAUUCACACACCAGUGUGGUCCUGCCUGGAUCAUCACCACUGGAUUGCUCUGGCAUUCCUGCAACCCCUUUUCACCAAAUGGGAGUCUUGUUGUCUUAAUGGAGAUUAAUUAACYUGUGACUGAUUACAGGCAGUAAAUCUCCAGCACUAUCAUUCCUCUCACAGCACAUCUCUGGUGUCUUGUCUUGGGCUUCCACCCAGUGCUAAGCUUAAGCUACACUUAAAAAUCAAGGUUUUAAACACUUUAAAAAGAUMUUUUUAAGGGAGAAGAGUAAAUUUGGUGCUUUCCCUUUGAUCCCAGGCUUGAGCUUGCUGUCACUAAACUACUCUGGAUAGGGGAGCUGGUAAAAAAAAAAGGCAAAUUAAUUAUAAAUACCUUGUGACCAAGCAAAUGGUUUCAAA